UGCGACCCUUGUUUUUUUCUGCUUUUUUUUUUUUUUUUUUUUUUUUUUUUUAUCAAAGCAAGCCACCUUGAACCCCCAAGACAGGCAGACAUUCAACAGACAGGGAGUCAGUCGUACGUCACCGUCGCAUGUUUCCGCCUGUUUGUCCGUUUUCUACCAAACUGCGUAUCCACUCAGCAAACCUGCCGCAGCAGCAUCAGGGCCAAACAAAAGGAUAUACUAAAUAUUCUGAAAAGGGAGUCUUUUAAUCUGGAGGCUAUACGACUUGUACAAGUCUUUCUGUGCAACACCCUUCCGAGUGCGACCCCACCGACAAAAUUGCCUGCCCGCCUUUGCUCAGCUUAGCAAGCAGACCGCAUUCCUGUCCGGGUCAGGUGCCUGUGCCAGCCGAGGCUCCGCAGACCCGCACAGCGUCUUUUGUGUUCAAGUUGUUUCUGUGUGUCUAAGUCCCGCCCCGGGUCCGGAAUCACUGCUUUCGCUUUUCGUCUCCACCCCUGUGCGAGCCGGUCACCGCUUCUUUUUCUGCAGCGGCGGAGUACUCUUCUUCGUUCCUAUACCGCACCCUGCGCGCUGCAUCCUUCGUCCCGGCCGCCGGUCCGCUUUCUGCAUCUCGCUGGAACAAGCCUCAUCCCCGGAGUUCAAGUGAGAAUAGACACCCCCACUCACCCAGUGGGGCCAUAUCACCAUGGCUGCCAUCAUCAAAGGCCUUUACGACUGGUUGCUCAGAACUUUCUGGGCAACUGAGAUGGAUGUGACAAUGAUUGGACUACAAAAUGCCGGCAAGACAUCUUUGCUACGAGUUCUUUCGGGUGGCGAAUUUACCAUAGACACGAUCCCUACUGUUGGCUUCAACAUGAAGAAGGUGCAGAGGGGUCACGUCACAAUGAAAUGCUGGGAUAUGGGGGGACAAGAACGAUUCCGCGGCAUGUGGGAAAGGUAUUGUCGCGGCGUGACAGCUAUUCUUUUCAUCGUUGAUGUAGCCGACUUUGACCAGAUACCAACGGCCAAGCAGCACUUGCACUCGUUGAUGGGAUGCGAGUCACUUGUGGGUAUCCCGCUUCUGGUACUCGGUAACAAAUCCGACCUACCGGACAAAUUAUCGGUCGACGAGCUGAUUGAUGCCAUGGACUUGAAAAGUAUAAACACGCGCGAGGUGUCUUGCUAUGGAAUCAGCGCCAAAGAGGAAACGAACCUGGAUGCGGUUAUCCAAUGGUUGAUGAAGUACUCUAGCAAAUGACGCCGUCUCACUUUUUUUUUGUUCUUACCAUCUUUCUUUCUUUUCUCUGGGGGGUUUGGUGUGGUAUGUGUGCGAUCCUCUUGUUCUUGUCGGUUUGAUAACAGAACGACGAUUGUAGCGGUGGAAUACUUUGCUGAAUCUUUUUGGGCUUGCUUCAUGGUUGGGCGUUUGCAUGUGGGAAUGCGGGCAUAUUGCAAAGCCGGGUUAUUGCGCAUCUGAUUAUCUUUUAAUCACUUUGUUUCAUCUCCUAGUGACGGUCCCAUUUGGUGAUAGGAAUGACAAUCGCGUCAAAGAAAUAUAAAAAAGAGCCUUCUUGACAUAGGAUCCGUCAAUUGGGAUGUAAGGCGCACACAUAUGUACUGCCCAUAUAUGUUCGAAGUUUGUCGGUGCAUUUUGUUUGUCAAAGACUCGGAUCGUAAUUUAUAUAUAUUUA
Molecule: messenger RNA, 1670 nt
Organism: Pyricularia grisea
Lineage: Eukaryota; Fungi; Ascomycota; Sordariomycetes; Magnaporthales; Pyriculariaceae
Exons: 4
Coding region: 686-1237 (183 amino acids)
Biological process (GO): protein transport
Cellular component (GO): lysosomal membrane
Molecular function (GO): GTPase activity; GTP binding
Source: RefSeq, a predicted model, not a curated record